AUGAUCGGAAACUUCGACAAAAGAACCAUUCCAGGUUGUAUAUGUGUGUUUUUGUUUUUAAUGACUCACCACACAAGCGGUUUACCAAAGGACAAUGCGUUUAAAAAAGUGAUUAAAGGCGAGUCCCUGAUACAUAUUCUUUUGAUAAUGAGAGCGAAUUCUACAUACGGACUGGCGGAUGUUUUGUCUAACACUCCACCUUGUCCAGGCAUGCUACGGUCCAAGUCUAGCUUUGAUCGUCAGAUAAUAAACAGCGACUACUACGGAAGUAGCUUGUUAGAUGUAUGGAAAGAACAUACCCCUGAUCACGUCAGUCUGUUAAUCACCAACUACAAAGGAGACAUUUUGUGGGGUAGCAGCUUCCGUGUCCAAGACAAGAAUUCGUCCGAGCUUCAUACCUGGUUCCAGUCGGAAAACAUUGUACAUGUCGAAGAUUACAUUGAUUAUCUCGAACCAUCAGCAAAUCUUACUACAACUAUUGGAACUCCAGGGUUCUCUGCGACCUUACAGAAGACAACAAACAACAACACCGCAUAUCUAGCCAUCAAACAACAGAGUGAGAACAUAUCCAGCUGCUCAAAGAGGCCAUCAUCUUUUUAUUUUUCAAGUUCAUCUAGUGCACCAUUUGAAGUGUGGAAAGGUUAUCAAAAUGUGGACGCACCACUGACUCAAACUGAAGCAGUGCUGAAAACAACUAAUGUGACAGAGAGGAAUGAAACGAAGGUAGACUUCGGGAAUCAAACUGCCUUUGUAACCGCUGUUCAUGUCUAUAACCAAGUUGGAAACAGUAUGCCAGCAAACCCCUGUCAAUAUCAGCUGUUUUAUUCUACACAAGACUGCACCACGGAUAAAUAUCAUUCGUUUGGACAUAAUAUGACCUACGAUUGUGGCGAGAAAGUCUACCUGAGGAGAGGGGUCCAGCGCGUGAGAUGUUUGCUGUUUACUUUACCUGACCUUACAUAUGCAGACAUUGACAUUUACGGUAUUGAAGAAGCGUACAUAGCUGGGCCGGUUCUAAUCUUGUUGGGACACUACGACCAUAAUCCUUUGCAAGAUGACGCAGUCUCAUCGUCAAGUGUUUCCGAUUGGGUUGUUAAAUCGUCGAUGCUACAGGCAACAGAAACCGUUUCUACAACACUAACCGUUUUUACCACGGAGACUGUUUCCACCACAACCAUCACAACUCGAUCAGUUUGUGUUUCUGUUCUAGACUAUGAAACCGUUGUGGAUGAAGAACCCGCAAAGAGCUGCUGUUUUUGUGAUUGUUCUAUGUACAUAGCCUACUAUAAGUGGAACAGCAAAACCUCAACAAAAAGUACAGAUUUGGUUUCGGUAACUAAUGAACUGAAAGCGAACACGUCGGUAAAGAAGACAAUUCUUUCGUCUUAUGUCAGAACUAAGACGUGUGCCUUCGAUCCACGACCAGCUGCCCGCUAUGUAGGCACCUGUGGAAUAUUUUUGAUAAUCGUCGUUCUUGUCUGUAUUAUUCUCGUCGAUAUCUCGUCCUGGAGGACCCACAUAAGGACGCUACGCCAAGAUGUCCAUAACUGUACAUCGUGA
Ylistrum balloti is the source of this 1560-nucleotide messenger RNA. RefSeq lists its product as uncharacterized. The transcript is spliced from 10 exons. The record is from RefSeq and is a predicted model, not a curated record. Bases 1 to 1560 code for a protein of 519 amino acids. NCBI's taxonomy places the organism in Eukaryota, Metazoa, Mollusca, Bivalvia, Pectinida, Pectinidae.